This is a messenger RNA of Entamoeba invadens IP1, 99 nucleotides long. RefSeq lists its product as hypothetical. The annotation marks the transcript as partial. Lineage: Eukaryota; Evosea; Mastigamoebida; Endamoebidae. The record is from RefSeq and is a predicted model, not a curated record. The transcript has a single exon.
AAAUAUGUUUCCCUUGAGUGUAGAAAAUUGAGCAGUGUGAUAUACCCAUCAUUUGUGAGUUUUAUUAAUGAUAUGUGUUUGGUGGAUGUCGUAAUCUGA